Messenger RNA from Spodoptera littoralis (African cotton leafworm), 1263 nucleotides. The record is from the annotation of a GenBank genome assembly. Lineage: Eukaryota; Metazoa; Arthropoda; Insecta; Lepidoptera; Noctuidae.
AUGACGGAGGUACAGCUUCAAGAGUUCAAACUAGAGCCGGAUUCAGAACUAAGGUUUGAAGUGGAAUCUAAAAACGAAAAAGUAGUUUUAGAGGUGAAGAGUGGUUAUGCGGAACUUUUUGGCACAGAACUCGUGAAAGCGAAGCCAUAUGAGUUCCAUACGGGUGCGAAAGUUGCUGUGUUCACGUGGCACGGCUGCACUGUGGAGUUAAGGGGUAAAACUGAAGUCAGUUAUGUGGCUAAAGAGACUCCUAUGGUUGUAUACCUCAACGUCCAUGCAGCUCUUGAGCAGCAAAGAGUGGCAGCGGAACAGGAGUCAACUCGAGGUCCAGUCACCAUGGUUGUUGGACCUGGAGAUGUGGGCAAGUCCACUCUUACCAGGAUCCUAUUGAAUUACGCAGUGAGGAUGGGACGGAGGCCCAUUUAUGUUGAUCUUGACGUUGGGCAGGGACAUAUUAGUGUACCGGGUACUAUAGGGGCACUCUUGGUAGAAAGACCAGCAUCGAUAGAGGAAGGGUUUAGUCAGCAGGCCCCACUGGUAUAUCACUUUGGACACAGCUCUCCGGGAGAGAACCUUGAACUGUACAACACUAUAGUGGGCAGACUGGCUGAGGUGAUCGCUGAGCGAUGUGAGAAUAAUAAAAAAGCAUCGACAUCAGGAGUCAUCAUCAACACUUGCGGGUGGAUUAAAGGAGACGGAUAUAAGGUGCUCUCACACGCUGCUCAAGCUUUUGAGGUUGAUGUGAUCCUGGUACUGGACAAUGAGAGACUUUACAACGAGCUCAAGCGAGACAUGCCCAAGUUUGUCAAAGUCGUCUAUUUACCAAAGAGUGGAGGUGUGGUAGAAAGAUCGUCGACGCAGCGCGCGGAGGCCCGCGACGCGCGCAUCCGCGAGUAUUUCUAUGGCAAACGAACGCCAUACUACCCGCACUCAUUCGAUGUCAAGUUCAACGACUUGAAGAUAUAUAAGGUGGGCGCGCCGUCUCUGCCGGACUCGUGCAUGCCGCUGGGCAUGCGCGCGGCGGACGCGCUGACGAAGUUGGUGCAGGUGUCCCCGACGGCGGCGCUGCAGCACCGCCUGCUGGCCGUGUCGUUCGCGGCCGGGCCCGACGACGACGUGCUGCACUCCAACCUCGCCGGCUUCGUCUGCGUUACGGCAGUGUACAUGGACCGACAGAUGCUGACGAUCCUGUCCCCGCAGCCGCGGCCGCUCCCCAACACGGUCCUGCUCCUGUCGGAGCUGCAGUACAUGGACAACCACUAG